AUGAGAUGGUGCUGCGGUGGGUCGUAUUCGGAGAAUAAUGGUGCACGUGGCGGCGGCGGACCACCGACACCAUUGCUGACGGUUGGCGGCGCUGCCGGCGGCGGCGGCGGACCACCACAUGCGGUUUAUGACACGUAUGGUCCGAUGCAGAUACGCCUUCAUAAAACGGCGAUCUUCGUCACAGAGGGCACCGGCGAAAGUGUUUUUGUCGAUGCGCUGCGAACUGCCGGCUGGAAUUGCACCAUCACCUUUCCGUCGCAGGCGACAUCCGACGUCGAAUCCGUAUGUCCGCUAGUCGUAUUCAUCGAUCUGCACAUUCCGCACCCAUGCCAAAUCGCCAAAGAUAUAUCAGCCGUCGGAACAGAGGAUAUCCUGAUUGCCAGUAUCUCCGAAAAGCAUAUCAGCGACAAAAGAAGACGGUCACUCGCACAGUCAAGCAUUGCUCACCAUACCACCUGGAACUCUCGUGAUAUAGCAUUUUUCGAUUAUUUAGCACGAUUAGCGAAUCGAAUUCGAGUCCUUCCUGCACUUUUUGCCGCUCUCGAUGAGGCCGAACAAGCAAUCGAAGUAUGCGACGAGCAGCGCAUCGUGCAGUACGUGAAUCGCGCCUAUGAGAAUAUCACGGGCUGCAUUCGAUCCGAAGUGAUCGGACAGCCCGAAUCGGAGAUGCGUCGGAAGUCUUUGCCGAGAGCCCGAGGCGACGAACACGAUAGGCGAAGAAAUAGCACCGAGUGGAAAUUCAUACGGGUCCCGUUUGCUAACAAUAGUCAAUUCGUGUAUAUGAAACGCUCGAACACCACCAGCGAAGCGGCCAUUUUCCGCGACGUUUCGCUGAAAAGUCUGAAAAGCCAAACGGGUGUCAUCGAGGCGCCAAUCACUGAAGCGCUGACGACACUACGCGAUGUCGCUUCGAGAAUUGAAGGCGAGCCGGCGCAGUUGGUGCGGGAAGCGCUGAAGACGUUGUCAUCGCACGAAUUGUAUGCGCCUUCAAUUACGAGGUUCCGCGAUUCGGAUCGAAUUGCGACGCAGUACUAUGAUGGAUUAAUACGGUUGCAUCAUCCGGCGAGGCAACGAAAACGAAGUGUCGUUGAUGCGCAUCGCGAAAAACGAGGCUCACAUGGCGAAAAACGGCGAGUCUCGGCUGACGUGAAAAAUGCGCUCGAAAAUGACAAUUUCUGGAAAUUUGAUAUUUUGCACCUGGAGAAGGUUUCCGACCAUCACGCGCUCAGUCAAAUAGGAAUGAAGGUUUUCGAGAGAUGGAAAGUAUGUGAAGUACUAGGAUGUUCCGACGAUUUGUUAAAUAGAUGGAUUUUAUCGAUUGAAGCACAUUAUCAUGCUGGCAAUACGUAUCACAAUGCAACCCAUGCAGCCGAUGUCUUACAAGCUACCUCAUUCUUCUUAGAUUCCUCAUCAGUCGCAACUCAUGUGAAUGAAAAUCACGCGGUUGCCGCUCUAUUAGCAGCCGCCGUGCAUGAUCUCGAUCAUCCAGGUCGCGGAAACGCGUAUCUCAUUAAUACAAGGCAAUCAUUGGCGGUGCUUUACAACGAUAAUUCGAUUUUGGAGAACCAUCAUAUCGCCUUGGCGUUUCAGCUGACACUCCAACACAAUGCAAAUGUAAAUAUCUUUUGCCAUCUAACUCGCGAAGAAUUCAUGUCAAUGCGUCACGCGAUGGUCGAAAUGGUGCUCGCGACGGAUAUUUCGCGUCACUUCGAAUAUCUCGCAAAAUUCAACAAAAUGAGCGUCAUCGAUGUUGUCGACGAGCAACGCGAAAAGAAUUCGAUGACGAUAUGCGAUAUGCUCAUCAAAUGCGCCGACAUUUCGAAUCCGGCACGAGAAUGGACAUUGUGCCAAAGAUGGGCAUAUAGGAUUGUUGAAGAAUACUUCGAACAGACUCGAGAAGAAAAAGAAAAAGGACUUCCGGUGACGAUGGAGGUGUUCGAUAGAAAUACGUGUAAUGUGCCUAUCACGCAAUGCGGAUUCAUCGACAUGUUCGCACGAGAGGCAUUCGCCACAUUCACCGAAUUCGCGCACCUUCCCGAACUUCUCGAGCAACUCGAAUCGAAUUAUGACAAGUGGAAGCAGAUGACAUCGCAAUGGACGCCCUCGCACAACACGAAUCUCGCAUUAUAG
This is a messenger RNA of Caenorhabditis bovis, 2130 nucleotides long. NCBI's taxonomy places the organism in Eukaryota, Metazoa, Nematoda, Chromadorea, Rhabditida, Rhabditidae. The record is from the annotation of a GenBank genome assembly.